Molecule: messenger RNA, 6221 nt
Organism: Megalops cyprinoides (Indo-Pacific tarpon)
Lineage: Eukaryota; Metazoa; Chordata; Actinopteri; Elopiformes; Megalopidae
Product: protein CBFA2T3-like
Exons: 12
Coding region: 286-2205 (639 amino acids)
Biological process (GO): negative regulation of DNA-templated transcription; DNA-templated transcription
Cellular component (GO): nucleus
Molecular function (GO): transcription corepressor activity
Source: RefSeq, a predicted model, not a curated record
AGUCAACACCGCUUUAAACCCAAAGGAGUCGAAUAUUUUCUUUGUUUUAACGAGCGGUUUCGAACAGAAAACGGAUUUUUUUUCUUUUUUCAACGACAAAGAGUAGAACUAACACCUUUGCAUGGUGUUCAACAAUUCUUGAGGCUUUAUUCUUUUUCCUUCUCCAAAUAUUUAGGAUUUGGGUGUUUUAAUCACUUUUGUUGUUUUAUGUGGAUUAUUGUUGCUGCAAUUACCUCAGCUUGACCUCGACCUUCACAAAGUAGCGCAGAACAGAAGGUUGGAACGAUGCCAGAUUCACCCGCUGAUGUCAAAACCCAGCCCAGAUCGACUCCGCCCACCAUGCCGCCGCCUCCCCCAGCUGUCAGCCAGGCAGCCAAUCGCAGUGCUUCGUUCACGCCCACCACCAUGCUGAACGGGAGCAGCCACUCGCCCACGGCGCUGAAUGGAGCGCCCUCCACCCCCAACGGCUUCAGCAAUGGCCCGGCCAUGUCCUCCAGCGCCUCUCUGUCCACCCAGCAGCUGCCUCCGGCCUGCGGGGCCCGGCAGCUCUGCAAGCUCAAGCGCUUCCUCACCACGCUGCAGCAGUUCGGCAACGACAUCUCGCCCGAGAUCGGGGAGCGCGUCCGCACCCUGGUGCUGGGGCUGGUGAACUCCACUCUGACUAUUGAAGAGUUCCACUCUAAGCUCCAGGAGGCUACAAACUUCCCUCUAAGACCCUUUGUCAUUCCUUUCCUCAAGGCGAAUCUACCCCUCCUGCAGAGAGAGCUCCUGCACUGUGCCCGCAUGGCCAAGCAGACUCCCGCCCAGUACCUGGCCCAGCAUGAGCAGCUGCUCCUGGACGCCAAUGCCAGCUCCCCCCUGGACUCCUCCGAGAUCCUGCUGGAGAUCAACGAACACGGCAAGAGGAAGACCCCCGACAGAACCAAAGACGGCAGCGCUGACCGGGACACCCUCCACACAGAGCACCAGCCCAAACGGCCGUGCACGGUCAGCCCCAGCCAGCGCUACAGCCCCGGAAGCGGGCUCUCCGCCACACACCCGCCCCCCAACGGCUUGUCCGCCCACCCCCCCAACGGCCUGCCGCACCCCAACCCCCCCGCGCCCCAGCACUACCGCCUGGAAGACAUGGCACUGGCACACCACUACCGCGACGCCUACCGCCAUGCGGAGCACCGCGAGGCGCGGGACAGGCACCGGCAGGCAGUGGCGCACGGAGCGAGGCAGGAAGAGGUCAUCGAUCACCGCCUGACAGAUCGGGAGUGGGCGGAGGAGUGGAAGCACCUCGAUAACCUGUUGAACUGCAUCAUGGACAUGGUGGAGAAGACCCGGCGAUCGCUGACCGUGCUGCGACGCUGUCAGGAAGCCGACCGUGAGGAGAUGAACCACUGGAUCCGCCGCUACAGCGACGUGGAGGAUAUGAAAAAAGGUGGGAGCUCCACCCAGCGUCCUCACCACUCCACCUGCUCUUCCUCCUCCUCCUCCUCCUCUUCCUCCUCCAUCACCUCUAACAACAGCAAGACACAACCCCUAGAGAUUCACCGGGACUUUCUGCACAGACCGCCCUCCGGGUAUCUGCCAGAGGAGAUCUGGAGGAAGGCUGGUUCGACAAGCAUGCCGCUCUCACCAGCACUAAAGCAGCUGCAAAACAAGCAGGAGGAGGCCGUGAAUGAAGUGAAGAGGCAGGCCAUGUCGGAGCUGCAGAAGGCCGUGUCCGAUGCCGAGCGCAAGGCCCACGAGAUGAUCUCGGCAGAGAGGUCCAAAAUGGAGCGGGCGCUGGCCGAGGCCAAGAGGCAGGCCUCUGAGGACGCGCUGACCGUCAUCAACCAGCAGGAGGACUCCAGUGAGAGCUGUUGGAACUGCGGUCGCAAGGCCAGCGAGACCUGCAGUGGCUGCAACACGGCGCGGUACUGCGGCUCCUUCUGCCAGCACAAGGACUGGGAGAAGCACCACCACGUGUGCGGUCAGGGCCUCCAAGGCCUGCCGGGGGGCGCCAGCGUUCCCCUGGGGACGCCCUCCUCCUCGUCCGCCACCGCACCCCCCACGCACCCGGGGGGCACCCCGCCGGCCUCCCUGUCCCUCCCCGGGCAGGCGGGCGGGAGCUCCAGCAGCAGCGUCACUGGGAGCCCCAAGGAAGCCAGCUCCAGCAGUGCCUCCAGAUCCACCACCCCGGCCACACCCGCCCUGCUCGACAGCGCCUCCCGCUGACUCCCCAGCCUGCCGCCCCGCUGCGCCGACCCCUCCUCCCCCCCAAACCCUCCCUGAAUCCCCCACUGCUGCUCCAGCGCCCUCCGUCUGAAAGAAACUGAGGAAUUUCUGCGUCAUGCCCUGUCCUUUCCGAGCGGCGGCUGACCCACACUGCCGCAAACACUGCGUCGUCCUCCCAACUACCUGAAGAUCUCGUUUUCUCAACUCCUCAACCUCCUGAAGACCUCUCUGUCUCUCAGCAAACACGCACACACACACACACGCGCGCACACACACACACAUACACACAAAAAAGACAAGUGUGGAUGUCUGCUUUACUGUGUAGCAUGGACCAGGGCUUAUUUUACAAGCAGCCAAAACAUUGUACUCUGGUGACUGCCUCUGACGCAUAUUGCAAAAUCUAAGAGGAAUUUUUAGACUGGACCUCCUGUUAUAGCCAAGACACAAGAACAACCUCCACACAGCUGACAGCUGAGCCUUGAUAGCUUUGAAUGAAUGCUGGCUUUGUCAUAUGCUAGGCAUGCCCAACACCUGACUGUAGUAAAAUAAGCCCUGUACAUACUGUGUGAGGUAUAUAUGGGGGUGCGCAUGAUAUUCAGAUCCCUCCUGUUUCAGCAGAAGUGCAUUUUUUUUGGUCAGAGUGACGGCUCCUGCAUUAUGAAUUUAACUACAUAAGGGAGGGAUGUUAUUUAAGGAAGAGUGGGAUGUUGCGGUUGCCCCAGCAUAUACAAAUGCAGUAUGGACCAUUUGAAGCUAUUGCAGAGAACAGGUUCCUUGAUGUGUCUGGCCUUUGGAGCAAUCUUCUGUGGCACUCUGUUCCUUAGCUGAACAAGGAGGACAUCCUGUUCCCCAACAAGGGGUACAAAAGUCAUAUGGAUGGUCUGUCUAGUUCCCUGGGAACUGUUCAGUAAGAAAGCUGUUUGUUUGACAAAGGAUUACUUUAAGUGUUUUCAUUUUUGGCUUUAAAUACAAUAAUAAAAGAGUAGCCCAAAAAUUCUAGAGAAAUAAUAAUAAUAAUAAUAAAAAAAAUAAUAACCCGUUAACUACCUUGCUAGCGAGCCAAGAAAAUCUACACCGGACUCACCUCUCUGUACCGAUGUGAAUCCAAAUGAAUUAAAAAAAAAACACAAUCCAAACCUUCUAUUUUUAUUACACUGCCAAAGUUAAUAAGAGACAAGAAGAAGCACUCAUCUUGUAACCAAACGCAAGCUACUUCAACUUCUCAGCAGCUUGUCCAUGCUCAAGGACAAAGGGACUGCAGGACAGCAGUGAGCUACACAAAAGAAAAACAAAACACGAAAAGUAAGGUAAAGAGAGUGUGUUGUAGCUGGCUGAGUGUGGCUUCUGCAGUGAUGAAGAAAAAGGAGACUUUGUGUGUCGAGUUUUAAGCACGCCAACAAUGAAAACGGACAGAAAGUGACGACAGACUGAUCGACGGUGACUCUUUGUGGAUGGCGAUGAGAUGGAAUUCAAAAGGAAAAAGAGAAAAGAUGCUAGGUCUCCCCCGAGAAAACAAAGAACGAAAGAGAACAUCCUGGCAAGCAUUGUACAACAGGAGAGCUGCUGUUUUUUUUUUUUUUAGUUUGUUUGUUGUUGUGUCGCUCUCUGGUGAAGAGACAUUUCAGUGGGUCUCAACUUCAUUUUCCUCCUCUUUUUUUCCAAAGCAUGACAACACCUCGUAUCCAGCUGGUUCUCUUUUCUCUCUGUCCCUCCUGAACCCCCCCCCCCCAAACCCCCCCGCUUCUGUGUGUCCUUACCUUAGCACCAACCCUUUCUGGUCCACCUCCCCCUUCCUAGACAGAACCGCCAAGCAGAUAUGUGGGAAGGGAUCAAACCUGCUUGUAUAAUAUUUAUUUUUUAUUUGACAAUAUGCCUUUGUCUCCGUGGGGCCUGGGUUGCUGGAGUGUUCCAGACCGCUCCUGAGAAAAAGCCACAGAGAUUUUGGCUGAACUUUUGGAGCAGGAGUAAAGAUACUCAGUAGAGACGGUCCCUGCUGUGUCUUUUGAAGGAGAUCACCCUCCCUCAGAAAAGGAAAUGCUCAUGUAGAAUAUUUUAUAACGCUCGCAUUGUAAGACAGUGAGAGGACGGAGGUGCAAUAUGAAAAGAGAAUUCAGCUACUGAAUGAAACCUCAGCUACUGCCCAUUGGGUAACAUAUAUAAAUAUAUAAUAUAAAUAUACAUAUAAAUUUAUUUAAAAAUAACAGCAGCUUAAUGUGAAUGUAUAUAGUAUCAGAAGAGGUCCAAAAACGUAUUUGCCAAAUAAGAGAAACCUUUAAAGUAUAAAGUCUAGACUCCAAUUUUUUUUUUCUUUCAAUCUCUCCAUUUCCUGUCCUUUCAUUUUUCCAUAUUCGCAAAAUCCGCUGUGUGGGUAAUCUAGAUAAUACAUAGGGAAGAGUCAGUCGAUUUUCUGAGGGAAUUACUGCCCACGUAGAUUACUUGAGCAAAAAAAAAAGCUUAUUAAUGUGCUGGCAUACUCCACUCCCCUUUUUAGUGAGGAAGAAGUAACUGCACGUUUUUGAUUGAUGUAUUCAUCUUUAAAAAAUGGUUGACUUUUUUGUGACACAGAUAGGUCCGUCUACCCAUUGAUACUUGGCUACACACAAGACCAGGAGAUUUCUCACACUGACCCAAUGUUGAAACCAGACUGGCAUAAAGCUAGCUGAAUCAGCUCUAGUUCAUUGUUGGAAGCAUGCAGGGUAUGGAAUCUGAAUCUUGUGUGAAAUAUUGCCAUCCAUUGGGCCCUAGCGCCAUUGCAGUAAGUCUCCAAUAAGUGCAGUAGGACUCUGAACAGCUCAAAAUUUCAAACCUGUUUGCUGAUCUACGCUGGGAAACCCACAUCAGCUGUGAAAAUCUCUCAUUUCUGCAACAAAUUCAAUAUCCAUUAUCCUUUUUCAUGGGCCUCUGACCUGUUUAUUUUUGAGACGUUGAUGAGGAUAUGGUGGACAGUCUUCUUCGUCAAAGAGGAUGUUUCCUGACUAAUGUCUUUUAUGAUAGCCAAGUAUAAACAACAUAAUUUAAAUUCACAUUCAUCUACAGGCUACAGAACCUGUGUCGUAAUAAUUUUGAAAAUCCAUGUCAAAAACCACAGACAAAAACAAUAAAUUUCAAAACAGAGAUAACGCAUAGAACAACCUACCUAAAUGAUCCGGCCACAAACCUGUACCUCUGAAAUGGACCAAACUUAAACCCGUUUUGUUUUCUCAGCUGUUAACCGUGCGGUCUGUCCAUCUGUACAGAUUUAAAGAAUGGAAGAACAUACUAAGACAGAUACCAAGAGACGUGUGUUAGCAUCGACCGUUAGCCUUCCUUGUUAUUUAUCACAUGUACAUUGUCUAUUUUCAUAUUUUUCAUAAUCAAAAGUAAUAUAUAGAGUAUUGCAAAUGUGAUUAAUUAACUGCAAGGUACCCUGCAUCUCUUUGUGUGUGUUGUAUAGUAAGCAUAUAUAUGUGUUAUAUGUUACCUAAAUAUUGCAUUCAUUCUGAUUCUCUCCUGUCUGUGUCUGAACCCUCUCAGUAUCCUGACCCCCCCCCCCCCCCCUAUCCUCCUCUAGCUGGUAUCGAUAGCUACCUCUGAGUACUCACUGACCUGUGUGGGUGGCCAUUCCUGGAAAAAUGUGCAGCAAAUAAAUAAAGAAUAAAGACGCAUCACUCAGUUCUGAGAGAAAAAUUCUUGCUAGCAGACAAGCAAACCCACUGAAAAAUUCCCCAGCGAAAAGCUUUUUGUUUAUGUGUGUCUGAGGAGGGUCCUUAUGCCUGAAGCCAGGAAGUGGCAAAGGCAAGCUAAAGCACUCAAAGAGGAAGGAAAUUGAUCAUUUUUUCUCAGAAGAUAAUGUGUGUGUUAUGUAUUUUUUUUUCAGAAGAUAAUAUAUUUAAAGUUAUAAUAAUAUAUGUGAUAUGUAAGAAGUAUUAAUUACUAUUUGGAAAAAAAGAACAGGCUUUUCAAUUUUACCGCAUCGUUAAAUCAACAGACCCUUACAAAUGAUUAUGCUAAUAAAAAGAAGGUGCUUAAAUACCUUA